AAAUCUCGAAGUUUUAAUAAAUAUGGCUAAUGAAUUAUCAUCAACAAAUACAAUGAUGAAUAUCGCUCAUCAACAUUCGAAUUCAACAACCGAUAAAGUUAAAGUAGCCGUUCGUAUACGUCCAUUUAGUCGUCGAGAAAUCGAAUUGGAAACAAAAUGUGUGGUCGAAGUUAAAGGUGAUCAAACAAUAUUGCAUUAUUCGGCCCCACCAUCACAACAAUUGACAACAACUAUAACGACACCAGUGGUAUCAUCGGUGGUGGCUAAAGGAACACAAUCCGGAUCACCACAACCACAACAACAACAACAACAGCCUCAACAAAAUUCAACAUUAAGACCACCGAAAAUUUUUACAUUUGAUCAUUGUUUUUGGUCGUUCAAUAAAUCCGAUCCACAUUAUGCAAGUCAAGAAGAUGUUUUUCAAAAUUUAGGCCAUUCCAUUUUGGAUUCAGCAUUUCAAGGAUAUAAUGCAUGUAUUUUUGCUUACGGUCAAACUGGUUCGGGAAAAUCCUAUACAAUGAUGGGAUCAUCACUGGAAAAAGGUCUUAUACCAAGAUUAUGUGAUUCAAUAUUUGAACGUAUUCAAAAUCUAACCAAAGAAGAUUCAAAUUCAAAUUUUAAAUUAGAAGUAUCUUAUAUGGAAAUUUAUAAUGAAAAAGUUCAUGAUCUUUUAGAUCCUGUUGGAUCAAGACAUUCGUUAAAAGUUCGUGAACAUAAUAUUCUUGGACCGUAUGUUGAUGGUUUAUCAACUUUAGCUGUUUCUUCAUUCGAUGAGAUUAAUAGUUUGAUGGCUGAAGGAAAUAAAUCCCGUACGGUUGCAUCGACCAAUAUGAAUUCUGAAUCAUCUAGAUCGCAUGCAGUAUUUACAUUAACCCUAACUUGUUCAAUUUAUGAUCCGGUUGCAAAUGUUGUAGGUGAACGUGUAUCAAAAAUGAGUCUAGUCGAUUUGGCUGGUAGUGAACGAGCAAUUAAAACUGGUGCUGUUGGUGAACGUUUAAAAGAAGGUUCCAAUAUUAAUAAAUCAUUAACAACACUUGGUCUUGUGAUAUCUAAACUUGCCGAUCAAGCUAGUGGUCGUAAUCGUAAAGAACAAUUUGUACCAUAUAGAGAUUCAGUUCUUACUUGGUUAUUAAAAGAUAAUUUAGGUGGUAAUUCAAAAACGAUUAUGAUUUCGACCAUUAGUCCGGCUGCAGAUAGUUAUGAAGAAACAUUAUCUACAUUACGUUAUGCUGAUCGAGCUAAACGUAUUGUUAAUCAUGCAAUAAUCAAUGAAGAUCCAAAUAAUCGUAUUAUUCGUGAACUUCGUCAAGAAGUUGAACAAUUACGUGAACAAUUGAUUCAUGCUACUGUUAACACUGACCUUCAAGAACGUUUAGCCGAAUCAGAAAAAUUAAUCCGUGAAAUGGAACAAACUUGGGAAGAUAAAUUACGUAGAACAGAAAAAAUUCAUCAAGAAAGACAACAAGCAUUAGAAAAAAUGGGUAUUUCUGUUCAAAGUUCAGGUAUUGCUGUGGAAAAAGAUCGUUAUUAUUUAGUCAAUUUGAAUGCUGAUCCAUCAAUGAAUGCUUUAUUAGUAUAUUAUCUUAAGGAAAAAACAUUAAUCGGUAGGCCUGAUGCACCGGUCGAACAAGAUAUUCAACUUUCAGGUGUUGGUAUAAGGCCUGAACAUGCAGUGAUUGAAAUCGAUAAAUCCAGAAAUCAAUUAUGGAUGGAAUCAAUAAAUGAUUCUCGAACAUUUGUCAAUGGAGUUCGUGUAAAUGAACGUGUACGUCUUCGAAAUGGUGAUCGAAUAUUAUGGGGAAAUAAUCAUUUUUUUAGUUUGAAUUGUCCGGCUACAUCUGAUCAAUCAUCAUCAUCAUCAAUGAAUACAUCUAAAAUUGAAAAUAAAUAUUUUGAUUAUAAUUAUGCUCGUGAUGAAAUGCUUACCUGUAAUGAUCCAGAUUUGAAAGCAAUGUUUGCAAUGCAAAAUGAUCCAAGACAAUUAUCAUUGAUGUCAAAAUCCGGUGGUGGUAGUGUUGGCAAUUCUUUUUCUGGUAGUUCACCAUUUCUUUCAAAUUCAAGUAUGACAAAAUCUAACAGUAGUUAUGGUGUAAUGAGUAAUUCAUCAUUAAAUCUAACACCGAAUCAAAUGCAUCAUUCACAACGAUUGUUGGAAAAAUUAGCUUUAGAACGAGAGGAAAAUUUUCGUAUCUAUCUAUCGAAACUAAAAGAAGAAAUAGCAAAAGCUAAUACAUUAGCUUAUGAAGCUAAUUUGAUUGCUGAAGAAAUGCAAAAAAAUACUGAAUUCAAAGUUACAUUACAGAUACCACCAGCUAAUCUAAAUCCUAGCCGUUUAAAACGUGGUGUAUUUGUUUCCGAACCAGCUAUUUUGGUUAAAAGAAAAAAUUUUCCAUCACAAAUAUGGUCAAUGGAAAAAUUUGAUUCAAAUUUAAUCGAAAUGCGUGAACAUUAUAACGAAUGGAAAGAAAGACAAAAUUCUAAACUAAAAACACAAACAUCAAUCGAUAGUAAUAAAUCUUUUGUAAAUAAUUGUAAUGAUUCUUCACCAUCAUCUCCAACUUGUAUACAACCACGAAAUGAUCCAUUUUAUGAAUCACAAGAACGACAUUUACUUAUUGGUGUUGCCAAUAUUUUUCUUCAAGUACUAAUGCAAGAUGUUCAACUGGAUUAUCAAGUACCGAUCAUUUCACAACAAGGUGAAAUGGUAGGUCGUUUACAUAUUGAAUUUGGUCGAAUUGAAGGAAAUUUUGGUGAACGUAUUGCCGAUGCAGCUUUUUCCGAUGAUGAUUCCGCAUCAAAUGAUAUUGAAUCAGUGGAUAAUAAUAAUAUGAAUAAUUCGGUAAUUAUUGUUGAUUCGGAAAAACCAGAGACAAUAGGACCAAAUCAAAUUAAAGUACGACUACAAAUAAAAUCAGCUUCAGGUCUUCCAUCCGAAUUAUCAAAUUUUGUUUUUUGUCAAUAUACUGUCUGUGGUUUGACAGAUAUGAUUGUUCUCACACCAUCCGAUACAACAGAUUUUCAUCGAUUAGAUUUUAAUUCAUCUUCACAACAACAACAACAAAUUAGUUUCGAUCAUGAACGUGAAUUUAUUAUCACAUUAACGGAAGAAUUUCGUGAACUUUGUACUGAUGGUGCUUUAUCCAUUGAAGUUUGGGGUCAUAGAAUAUCAGCAAAUCCAAUACUAAUAAAAAAUGAAUCCGAAGAACAAAUUUUCAAAAUUUCACGCACUUUAAUGGACCGUUGGUUAGAAUUGAAAAGAAAGCUAGAACUUUGGAUAGAAAUUCAUGAAUUAAAUGAUCAAGGAACAUAUACACCAGUAGAAAUUCAACAUCAACCAGAAUUUUUGACCGGUGGAAUUUAUCAAUUACGUCAAGGUCAACAACGUCGAAUAUUAGUUCGAAUAGAAAAUGUGCCAAAUUCUGGAACUUUACCACUCAUAUUUCAUUCGAUACGAUUUAUUCAAGUUGGUUGUGUUUGUGUUCGGUCUAAAGUUCAAAAACCAUUAGACAGUUAUCAAGAAGGUGAUUUAACAGUGUUAAAUGAAAAAUGGUCAGCAAUUUUACAAAAACGUCAAGCAUAUCUACAAGAUCAAAUUAAUAAAUUGAUGAAUAAAAAUACAAACAAAACACAAGAAGAUAUUGAACGUGAACAUAGAUUAAUGAAUCAAUGGGUAACUCUUGUUGAAGAGAGAAAGGUUGCUAAAUGUCCAACACCAGGUUCGGAAAUACCUGGAGCUCCUGAUGAUAGUUGGGAACCACCUGUCGGUAUGGAAAAUCAUAUACCAGUUAUUUUUCUUGAUCUCAAUACAGAUGAAAUGAACUUUUCCGAUUCUAAAAAUGACGUAGCUGGAGCAAAUUCAAUUUUACCCAAAGAAUACAAUGGUACUCCUUUUUUAAAUCUAAAUAUUGUUUCAAAUCAAGCAAAUAUGGAUGGUGUACAAGCUGUUGCUUCAUGGGAUUCAUCAGUACAUGAAUCGUCAUAUUUGAAUCGUAUAACAUCUCCUAAUGAACGAAUAUUUUUGAUAGUAAAAGUAUGUAUUGCAAUAACACAUCCAGCGAAUAUGAAUUUGAUUCUACGAAAACGUAUUGCUAUCAAUGUUUAUAAGAAACAAGGACUUGUUUCAUCAACUAAAAACAUUUUCAAACGUAUUUCUCGAGCUGAUUUGGCUCCUGUUGCAACGGGAAUUACUUAUGAAAUUGUUUCAUCCAUACCAAAAGCUAGUGAAGAUAUUGAAGAUCGUGAAUCAUUAGCAUUAUUAGCUGCUUCAGAUGUUGAUCUAACUGCAUGUGAUGGUGAAAGUUAUAUUGAACGUUAUACCAAAAGUGUAUCAGCAUUAGAAUCGAUACUUACAUUGGAUCGAUUACGGCAAGAAGUUGCUGUUCGUGAACGAAUUGCUAAAAAAGCUAAACGAGCACUUCAACUUCUUUAUCCAACGGAUAAUAAUAAUUUUUAUAAUAAUUCCGAAAAUUCUGAAUUAAGAAAAACAUUAUCUGUACCAAACAUGGCACAAUUUGUUGGACAAUAUCGACAACAUCCGACUACACCAUAUCAAACAAACAAUUUGGCAAUUAAUGGUAAUAAUUAUCGAAAAUCAGAUGAUGAUUAUGACAGACCUUCGGAAGAAGAACGAGCUGAUUCUUCUUUUGAUUUAUCAUAUCUAACAACGGCUGCUGGACGAUUACGACAAAAAGCUAGCUCAUUGUUUGGAAGUAUGACCGGAUUGAAUCAAAUCUAUGUCACCGAUAUUGAUAUUGGAGAGCCGGAACAACAAAACAAAUCAAUAAAACUUGAAUUAUAUCCAUCACAAUUAAACACUUUCAAUCAGAAUAAACCACUUCGAAAAUCGAUGGUAACAGUUGUUGAAGAGCAGCCAAUUUCUGUUGACAAAUCAAAACAUCAUCAAACUGUUGUCGAUCCAAAUGAUGAAGAAGAUGGACAAUGUUUUAUAGUAUUUGAUCGUUCUACUGUCAAGGAUAAAUUUUCGAAAAAAACGCGACCAGAAACUUUAAAUAUUGUCAUCCAAAAUGUUGAUGAUGAUGAUGAUGACGAUGACAUACGAUCAUAUACCGAUACAUCAACCUAUUAUAAUUUAUCUUCCAGUGAAUCGAAUAGUCAAAUAAGUAAUGCUCGAAUAAACAGUACUGGAACUCCAAUUUCCAAUGAAUCAGUAUCGAUACCAUCAUCAUUAUCAAUGCAAUCAUCCAGUAAUGGUAGCGGUGAUGAAGAUGAUGAAUUUAAAAAAACUAAUUAUCCGAAAAUAAAUCUACCCGAAUGGAUGCAAAUUGGUGAAAGUGUACGAGUAUGUCCUGAUUCUAAAUUGGGAACAAUUGGUUAUAUUGGCCAGACAGAAUUUGCUCCCGGCAUUUGGAUUGGUAUUAUAUUGGAUACUCCAAUUGGUAAAAAUGAUGGAUCAGUUAAUGGUGUUCAUUAUUUUCAAUGUAAACCUAAUUUUGGAAUAUUUGUAAAGCCGGAAAAAUUACGAUUAGAUACAAAAGGAAAACAUAUGCGUUCUAUUUUAAAUGAAAAAAUGAAUGGACGUCGAUAAUUUUAUGAAUAAUUUACAGAAUACAGAAUCAUAAUUUAUUCAAUGA
This is a messenger RNA of Dermatophagoides pteronyssinus (European house dust mite), 5591 nucleotides long. RefSeq names its product kinesin-like protein KIF13A. The record is from RefSeq and is a predicted model, not a curated record. Lineage: Eukaryota; Metazoa; Arthropoda; Arachnida; Sarcoptiformes; Pyroglyphidae. Gene Ontology annotation, molecular function: microtubule binding; ATP binding; microtubule motor activity. Gene Ontology annotation, biological process: microtubule-based movement.